UGUACUUACUCCAAAAACAUGGCCGCGAAGCCCAUUUUGUAUUCCUAUUUCCGAAGCUCAGCCUCCUGGAGGGUGCGAAUAGUGCUAGCCCUUAAAGGCAUAGACUAUGAGUACCGGGCCGUCAACCUGGUUAAAGAUGGAGGCCACCAGAAGAAGGAUGAGUUUACAGCACUGAAUCCAAUGGGCCAGGUGCCUGUGUUAGUCGUCGGGGAUGUAGCCAUUUCCCAAUCGCUGGCGAUAAUUGACUACCUGGAAGAUGUUUACCCGAACAACCCAAUCACUCCUCGCGAUCCAAUCAAGAAGGCUCAGGCGCGAGCUCUGGCUGAGGUUAUAGCUGCUGGGACCCAGCCCAUUCAGAAUCUCUCUGUGUUACGUAAAGUGUCUGAUAAGCCUGAGGGGCAGGCGGAAUGGGCUAACUUCUGGAUUGACAGAGGAUUUGGGGCGUAUGAAAAGAUGGUGCAAGCCACUGCAGGGAAGUACUCGGUCGGGGACGAAGUGACGAUAGCUGAUGUCUGCCUGGUCCCUCAGCUCUACAAUGCCAAAAGGUUCAAGGUUGAUAUGUCAAAGUUCCCAACUGUUACGCGAAUCAUUAACGCUCUGUCUGAGCUGGACGCAUUCAAGGCAGCAAGCCCAGAAGUACAGCCGGACUGUCCAGAAGAACUCAGGGCUAAAUAGACACUUUCUGGAAAAAGCCUUCAUUACUCCAAAAAAAAUCCGGAGAGGAAAACAACACCUUUUUCUCUUAUAAAAUAAAUAGAUUUCUAAAAAACAAAUGCUUGCUAUCACAUUUUCUGAAAAGACUUUGAAGAGUUUUAAAUAAAGACUUUGACUUGGGACCAAAAAAUGGGUGGAGGGUUUUAUGGCCUUUGGACGUUGAUUCAUUUCAGUGAAAACAAGAGUGAAAUUUCCAGUGUUGAAACAGUGCUAAACAGCUGUAAAUGUAAUAUACUUAACAUGGACAUAGUGCCUUUGCUUUAAGAUUUUAUGCAUCUAUACCGCUAUAAGCAGCACACUUUUAUACGGAUACAUUUUGUUAUUUGUUAUGAUGAUAACAAUAUUCUAUUUAAUAAUAAAAAAAACAUUUAAUAUAUUUUUGUUAAUGCAGAUAUAAAUAAUUUUAUCGGACAGAUUCCACUUCAUCUAUUAUCUUGCUGCCAAAUAUUACCACAUUUAAAACUAAAGCCUAUUUCUUUUUCUGUAAUAUGUUUGAUAUUGAUUUGCAAUAAAAAUUAAGAUAUUUUCCA
This is a messenger RNA of Mya arenaria, 1244 nucleotides long. RefSeq names its product maleylacetoacetate isomerase-like. The coding region runs from base 19 to 675 and encodes 218 amino acids. The transcript is spliced from 8 exons. Gene Ontology annotation, molecular function: maleylacetoacetate isomerase activity; glutathione transferase activity. Lineage: Eukaryota; Metazoa; Mollusca; Bivalvia; Myida; Myidae. Gene Ontology annotation, cellular component: cytoplasm; mitochondrion. The record is from RefSeq and is a predicted model, not a curated record. Gene Ontology annotation, biological process: L-phenylalanine catabolic process; glutathione metabolic process.